Molecule: messenger RNA, 2564 nt
Organism: Protopterus annectens (West African lungfish)
Lineage: Eukaryota; Metazoa; Chordata; Ceratodontiformes; Protopteridae
Gene: APBB3
Product: amyloid beta precursor protein binding family B member 3
Exons: 13
Coding region: 430-1881 (483 amino acids)
Biological process (GO): regulation of DNA-templated transcription
Cellular component (GO): nucleus; cytoplasm
Molecular function (GO): transcription factor binding; amyloid-beta binding
Source: RefSeq, a predicted model, not a curated record
ACCUUCUUUGAUUUUCUGGCAGCAUCAGGAUUAGUAGCAGAUAGUAACUUCCUUAGCCGAGGCACCCUGAGCAGAAACCACUGCAAGAUCUCAGCUGCAGAGCUUAGUGACGAACAGACAGACAGAAUAGACUGCCUGUGGACAGUGUGUUGUACAAUAUCGUGUCUUGCCAUAGCCUAACUGUGGAUAAAUAGAGUCCUGUUAGUUGUGAUAUCUGUUUAAUGCUUGCAUGAUGAGAAGGUGAACUGCAUCCUUGUCUCUGAAGAAAACAUAAUACAUGCAUGGGCUAAUGGUCUGCAGUGCACGCAGGCACACUCUGCAGCAGAUCUAAAAGCAUUUUGGGGACGUUGGAGUAUCUUGGAUUUGCUGACUAGAAGAAAUGUACUGUAGUUAGCCUUACAAGGGAGAAUACUGACCUCAACACACAUUAUGUUGGGCAAAGAUUAUAUGUUGGCAAUCAUUAUCGUCAAUUACGACGAUAAUCUGUGGAAUGACCAGAACUUGGAUUCUGACCCAGAUCUUCCUCAUGGCUGGAGGACAAUCCGAGAUUCAACUGGCACAUAUUACUGGCAUGUGCCAACUGGGACCACACAGUGGCAACACCCUUCAUUCACCUCUACUAUAGAACAUAGCCUGGAUACAGACUUUCAUUCCAUAGAUGGAAAGGAUCGGUCCAAAACUGCCAUGGCACAUUGUUCUGAAGGUGCAAAACUGGAAAGCCAAGGGCAAGCUGCGACUAAAAGAAUAUCUCUGCCUUGGCAAGAUGAAGAAUUCUCACAGAGCUUUGGUGAAGCAGGCUCCAAGUGUUUCGCAGUGCGUUCUUUGGGGUGGGUGGAGAUACCGGAGGAAGAUCUAGCACCAGGAAAAAGCAGUAUUGCAGUCAAUAACUGCAUCCAGCAGUUAUCUCACAGCAAAUGUGAAGGACGUGAUGCCAUCGGUGCUUGGGGAGAGGGACAAGACAUGGUGAUGAUUUUAAAGAAAGACACACUAAGUUUGGUGGAUCCAGUUGACCACACGCUAAUUCACUGUCAACCAAUCAUAAAUAUCAGAGUUUGGGGUGUUGGCUGCAACUAUGGAAGAGACAGAGAUUUCGCAUUUGUGGCAAGUGAUAAAGACACAUGUAUGCUCAAGUGUCAUGUUUUCCGCUGUGAUGUUCCCGCUAAAGCAAUUGCUACCGCCUUGCAUGACCUCUGUUCCAAGAUCAUGGCAGAACGUGCAAUAAUGUGUAAACCGAUCCUGAAGCGAUCCAUCACAAUGGAGAGUAUUUCCCCUGAGGAUUUGCCUCUGCAAGUUGAUAUCCUAGAUGCAGUAAGGCAGACUACACAAAAGUUCGAAGUACUUUUUAUUGGCAGCUUGCCAGUUUCUAAACCAAUGGGUAUGGAUAUUCUGAACAGUUCUAUUGACAAGCUAUUAAACAUAACAGAUCGAAGACUGUGGGAGCCUGCCCUUAUACGUGUGUCUGAGUCUACCGUGACAGUGCAGCAGGGAGAGGCCACUGAUGAUGAUGUCAUAUGGGAGUGCCAGGUUCGAUAUCUAACAUUUAUUGGAGUUGGAAAAGAUGCCCGUACAUUUGCUGUGAUUGUAGAUACAGGUUGCCAGCGCUUUGAGUGCCGUGUUUUUUGGUGUGAACCUGAUGCUGGAAAUGUGUCAGAAUGCAUACAAGCUGCAUGCAUGGUUCAGUACCAGAAAUGUCUGGUUGCAAAAGCCCCUUCUGUCAAGACAAAAUCGUCCCACUCAAAAAUGGGUUCUAAACUGAAGAGAACAACCUCUGUGGAUCCCUCAUCUCAUUCAGGACACUCUGUACAGAAGCACAGAAGUUCAAGUGUAAAACGGGGAGUGAUGUCAUUAUUUGACUCUCUGAAACAAAAACAAUCAGUAUGACAGAUGCCUUAGCCUCCUACCAGACUUUGGAUCACAGAUUGUAUCAGCUGUUCAGCUAUGGAAAAUACCUGCUGACUAGAGUAGUUCUGAAAUAUGUACAUUGAUUCCCCAUCUCUUUCUCAUUGCCAGCCUAAAUAUUUCAAACCAAAAUAUAUUGCUAGUACAGGAAUAUUGUGCAGAACUUUACAUCUGGAUGUAGUCUGCAGUUUGUGUUUCAACUCUCCAAAUGGUUGCUAGACAUUUAAUGCCUAAUGAAUGGUUGAUAUGAGGUUAUACUUCCUGAUUAAUGGUGUACAUGAGUUUUUUAAUGGAGAUGACUAGGAAUAGGAUGGCACAGUGUUUGGUUUUCUGAUUUAGUUCCUAGCUGGGUGUCUCCUGUAUGGAUUUGCAUGUCCUUACUGUGUACAUUUGGGUAUUUGUUGGAAUAACCUGUUUGCUGCCACUCCCAAAGAAAUGCAGGUAAGUGAAGUAACAAUGCUCAAACUGCCUUUGUGGUGUGUAUGCAUAUGGUUUUUGUCCUCAUCAGGACUAGCUCUUGCCUUAUGCCUGGUGUUUGCCUGAACAGACUCCAGUUUCCUGUGUCUCAGAAUAGGAUAAAUCCGAUAUUGAAAAUGAGUAGUUGGAUGACAAUUAACUGUAUUAUUUGGAAAACAUGUCAGUUUAUUAAAUGGCUUUAAAUGGAA